Kwoniella shivajii is the source of this 918-nucleotide messenger RNA. RefSeq lists its product as uncharacterized. The record is from RefSeq and is a predicted model, not a curated record. NCBI's taxonomy places the organism in Eukaryota, Fungi, Basidiomycota, Tremellomycetes, Tremellales, Cryptococcaceae. Bases 1 to 918 code for a protein of 305 amino acids. The transcript has a single exon.
AUGCCAAUCGAUCCCAUAAUCUUACUUAAUUCGUUAUUGUCCAAACUUGGAAUCCCCAUUCGACCCACUUCCUUAUCUUCUAUACCACCUUCAUUGAUCUUAUUGAUCUUAGAAACGGUAAUCAAUGAGCGGAUACCCUUACCUGACGAACUGAGAUAUUGUGAGAGUGAAAAUGAUGAAUUGGGAUUGAUCAAAUGUAUCUUGGGAGUUAUGGGAGGAGAUGAUCAUCUUGGAAUUGAUAUGAGUAUUAUCGAUCCAAUGAAAAUAGUACAUGGGAGUGAAAGGGAAUUAGAAGUGGUGAUCAUGUGUUUGGUCGUUAUUUCUAAAAGGAAUGGAAUCAGAAUUGAUGCAUCGAAACAACAUAUGGAGUACGAUGAAAUGAAUGAUGUUCCAGAUAAUGGGGAAGAUUUACACGAGGAAGAAGAAGAAGAAGAACAAGAAGGAGAUUUGUCAAAUGAAUAUCUUCAAAGACCUAUACAACCCGAUCGAUCCUUCACAUCACCUCCAGACUCAGACAAAGUCCCUGAUAUAGAUGUGUUUGGUGCUACCGAAACGCAACUGCAUGGAAAGAACGAUAAUCUCAUGGAAGAGGAUAUCGGUUCAUACCUCAUCGAUUCAAAGUAUAGUCACCGUCAAAACCCUUAUCAACAAAAUGGAAAACAUCAAUAUCACGACGACCAAAAUGAUAUAUCUGGAAUAUCAGAUGAAUUUGAUCCUUAUCUUACACCUAUACAAUACCCUCCUGAUCCUGAUCAAGAAGCUCGACGAGUUCUUUCCAAAAAUAAUCAUCUACUUAAAGAACCGACUUUAAGAUCGUCUCAAACAUACUCAUACUCCUCUUCAAUUGGUUCAGGUUCAACAAGUGGGAAGACGGUCAUACAGCAUAUGUUGGAAGAAUUUGGUUUAGAUCUUGGAUGA